This is a messenger RNA of Scheffersomyces amazonensis, 2525 nucleotides long. RefSeq lists its product as uncharacterized. The transcript has a single exon. NCBI's taxonomy places the organism in Eukaryota, Fungi, Ascomycota, Pichiomycetes, Serinales, Debaryomycetaceae. Bases 166 to 2448 code for a protein of 760 amino acids. The record is from RefSeq and is a predicted model, not a curated record.
AUUUUAUUAGCUUAUACAAAAAAUUUUCUAGCGGAUAAUUUAAAUUUUAAAAUCGAAUAAUUGCUAUUUAACGACAUUUUUAAUCCCGAUCAUUAUUACUGAUUACCAUACAGCAGUUAAUAAUUUCUAAGUAACUAAUUUGUGUGUAUAUAUGUGUUAGCAGAAAUGACUAAUGGUGGAGGGACCAAUCAUUCUAAUCAGUUUCAAGGGGUUAUGCAUAAGACUGGGUUAGGAGAUAAUACCUAUAACAAUAAUAAUAAUAAUAUUUCAAAUAAUUCUAAUAAUGUAAAUCAACCAAAUACAGGCUUAUUUCAACAUUAUAAUAAUAUAUCAGCUACAAACUCAACCCCUUCAUUUACUAAUUCUCCUUCAACAUCUAUUGUUAUCUCCCUGAAUGGACAACCUGAAUACUUAUCGCAACAAUCUCAACCAUUAUCUCAAUCUCAAUCUCAUAACCAACCAGCCAUCACUUCUCAGAAUUAUUAUCGACAAAAUGAGUUAUUAAUGCAACAGAAUUCAAACUUAUAUCAUACUCAGCAAUUCAUUACUCAUGCAAAUUCAGAUGAAUAUGAUUACUUUUCCCAAGAAGCUUCCCUUUCGGUACCUUCUUCGAAGAUUGACUAUCCUUACUAUCAAGAUGGGAAUACCAAUAAUAAUGAUAAUACUAAUAAUAAUGGAAAUGGGUUCGAUAACUCUCAACUACUACAGCAUCGUCAGCAAUACAGUAACGUUGUAGAACCAGAAUUUCAUCUUCAACAACCCAUACAAAUGUUACAUCAACAGCAACAACAACAAAUAUCUAGUCCACAAAUUCCUCCAGACCAUAUAAUAUACCCUCAACAUCAGUUUCAACAACAUAACCUGAUCUUGAACUUGGGUGGACAACAUCAACAAAUACAAGAAGGAAAUGUUAAAAGAAAAUUAAGCAGUAGUCAAUUAGCACAACUUCCUUCACAUAUACCAAACAAGACCAAAGCAUUUAAACCUCCUACAAUACGGCAGAAUUCAAUGCCUAAUUAUUCUUCAGGUAUUACAAGACCAAUAACAAAUAGUACUACCCAAGCUAGUUCCAAUCUAAAUCCAGAUAUCCCGGUAGACCUACUAACUAAUGAUGAAAUGUGGGAGAAAUACUUAUCAGGUAUUGAAAUUCCCAAGAUGAAUAACGAGAGUAAAACUAAAGAAAGUUCUGGGAUUCCAAUUUCUCAGUCUUCAUCUACUAAUAAAGUAUCUACAGUCAAGAAUCCUCGACCUAGAACAAGAAAAACAAAGAUAAAACCUUCUUUUACAUUAAAAUUAGAUAGUCUACGAAAUGAUAAUAUGUUUAAGAGUCAACAAGUAACAUCUUCUCAAUCGGAUUCAGGGGUUUACAAUUUCGAUAAUUUACCUACAUUCAAUAUUUCUAAUCCAAUAUUUACUGGGUUUAAUGAUACAUCUCUUGAUAAUAAGGAAGAUUUGAAAUUUGGUGAGAAAGAUCUUGAUGAAAUUCAAAUCUUUGGAUCUAGUCAGCCACUUGUAACACCUUCAAUGAUGCCUCCAGGAGGGAAUAGUUAUUUUGAAUUAAAUCCUUUAAAUCACAGUGAUGAUAAUAAAUUAAAUUCACCACAAAUAAUAUAUAAUGAUAAUUCAUUUGAUGGUAUUAAUAAACUGUUUAAUCAAUAUAUAGAAACUCCAAAAGCAAAAGAUUUGAAUUCAAUAACAAAGGGUAAUGUUGGAGAAGGUCAUUUUGUCAAUCAAUCUAUAAAUGAUGAAUCUAAAAAUAUAAUUUCAUCUUCAUUAAUAGGACCAUCUUUAACACUUUCAAGUUCAAUUGAUUCUAGUUCUAUUAAUAAAAUUAAUCAUAAUUCAAAUAAUAUUGUUGAAUAUAAUAAUAGUAAAAUUGAUAAAUCAUCCGAAGAAGAAAGUUCAGGAUCAGAAAGUGAAGAUGAAAAUAUAUAUUUAGUACCAGAAGAAGGAUUAGAACGUUCAACAAUGGAUAGAACAAAUUCUGGACAAAGUGUUAGUAGUUCAGGAUCUACAUCAUCCAGUAAAGAUAAUAUUGAAUCUAAUGAUAAAUCAGAAAAGAAAGAUAAACCAAAAAAGAAGAAAACUCCCAAGAGUGCUAUAUGUCCAGUUUGUAAUAAAUUUAUUAGUCGAGACCUAAUUAGACAUAUGAGAAUUCAUAAUGCAGUUGGAAGAUUUCAAUGUGUUUAUCCUAAACAUAUGUGUAAACAUAAAACUCAAUAUUUUAAUCGACCAUAUGAUUAUAAAAAGCAUUUAUUGCAUAUUCAUUUUAAAUUUGAUGAUCCAAAGGGUAAAACUUCCAAUACUUUAACCGAUAAAUUACCAUUACAAGGUACUUGUAUGGCCUGUGGAAUUCGUCAAACUGCUAGUGAUUGGUUAGAUAAUCAUGUUUUAACUUCACAACCACAAGGAAGAUGUCCAUUUGUUGAGAGUAAAGAAGCGAGAUAACAAGUGACAGAGUUUAUAGAGUAGUUAGUUACAGAGAUAUAAUUAAUUAAUUAAUUAUUAUUUAUUAUUAUUAUUAU